CCCAGAGGGUUACAACGAAGAUCUACAGGAUAUGAAGAAGAAAAUCGACUACCUUCUACCACCAGCAGAUCUGUGGCCCAACUUUGCUCUGGAGUCUCAAGGUGCAAGACUUGUACACACAAUGACCUCGGAAACAUAUCAGCGCACCAGACCAUGCAGAUUUUUUGGCAUAACUUCCCAACAACAGCAACAAUCCAUAGGCCCAAACAUUGUCAUUCAGGGAAGAACUCGUCUGAACCCUGGAGAAUGCUGGGCCUUUACAGGAUUCCCAGGACGUUUAUCCAUCCAACUGUCCCACAGAGCCACUGUGACUCAUGUGUCGCUGGGACAUAUUCCUAAAGCGAUAUCCCCAUCUUCCACAGUCUCCAGCGCUCCAAGGGAAUUCUCUGUCUAUGGGAAGAAGGAUAUAAACGAUGAGGAGAGUUUCUUGGGAACUUUCCAAUAUGAAGAAGAUGGUGACCGGAUACAGACCUUCAAACUCCCUGAUGAUAAAACCGACUCCUUCACCUAUGUGAGCCUAGAGGUGAACAGCAACUGGGGCCAACUGGACUACACAUGCCUCUACAAUUUUAGAGUGCAUGGAGUUAUUGCGUCAUGA
This is a messenger RNA of Gambusia affinis (western mosquitofish), 598 nucleotides long. RefSeq names its product SUN domain-containing protein 2-like. Gene Ontology annotation, biological process: nuclear envelope organization. The record is from RefSeq and is a predicted model, not a curated record. Gene Ontology annotation, molecular function: protein-membrane adaptor activity. NCBI's taxonomy places the organism in Eukaryota, Metazoa, Chordata, Actinopteri, Cyprinodontiformes, Poeciliidae. The transcript is spliced from 5 exons. The coding region runs from base 32 to 598 and encodes 188 amino acids. Gene Ontology annotation, cellular component: meiotic nuclear membrane microtubule tethering complex; nuclear envelope.